AUGGAAGCCCCGUCUUCCCUUACGACCCCCAAGCGCAAACGUCCAUUGCCUUUCGAGCCGACCAUCCCCAACCUCAACCAGACCAGGGCUCUGACAGGCUUGACAGGGGAGUUCACAUUCGAAAUCAGAUCAUUCACAGAUGCCGAGGACGGCAGCAAGAGUCCGCGGACCACGGUAGCACACAGGCUACAACACCUUUUCCUUAAUGGCGGGGGUCUCGGCGGUACCUCUCCUGGUGGGGUCUUGGGUGGAGGCAUUGCGCCCGCACGAACAUCAACAUUGACAGCGUCGCAACCGUCCCUGUCACAACCACAACAAACAUCGUCGCAAACCCAGCAUCAACACUUUGGCUACCCAUUUCCACGCGUGUCACGGUCGCAAGACAUGCAGGAAUUCGAUGAGGAUCAUGGGCGACCAGACGGCCCCCGGAAACGAGUCAAGCUCCCCGAUCGAGACAUUGAUAUGACGGGUGUCGCCGAAACCCCAAUGCGGCCCCCCGCUUCGACGAACAAUGGCAGGACACCCUUUGAAGCUACCGGAUCGACUCCGAGUUCUUCAAUGCCGCCACCGUCCACUCCGAUCACUCAACAGUCAGGCUCUAUCAUCACUCCAGAUGGGCCGUUUCCGAAGCGGCGACUGGCGCCCAAGGGUGUUCAGUUCAACGUGGACCCCACCGGAGAACAACAUUCCAAAAUCAGAGACAGCAUGGGCGCAACAAGCGAUACAAGGAAUACCCAAACACCAAACAGCGCCCUCCAAAUACCGUCAUCCUCUCCCCUCUCCCAAAUCACCAAAGGGGUCGCCAACUUCAAUUCUACACCAACCCAGAGACCUUUAGCGUCGAAACCGGCCAACAUCAGUAUGGCUCCGCCGUCGUCGUUGUCAGGAGCGGCCGCAGCCAAGAUGUCUCGCAAAUCGAAAACACCGCCCCUCCAGCCUCAACCGGCCGCAUCCACCUCGACAUCCUCCCCCACCUCACCCACCAUAACCGACCCCCUCCGCGCCAGCCUCACGUGGCAAGAUUCAGAAAUCACGAUCUACGACCCGGACGACAGCGACGACGACGGUACCGGUAUCAACGGCAUCGGUUUCAAACCCACCCCGGAGAUGGAACACGCGCGCAGAAUGAAGCGCAAGAAGCAGCUAGCCGAGUAUCGCAAGCGCGAGAUGGGCGAGGCUCGCGCCAGGAGGAAGGAGCGAAGAGCGGGUGCUGACGGACUCGUGGGGAGCGGCACUGAUGGUGGCGGACCCAAGGGCAAAGAUGUCAUUGCGACUGCUAAGGGCAAGCUGAAGGCCGAGAAGAGAAGGGUCAGGUUCAUGGAGACGGCGAUGAAGACGGUGGUUGAGUUGCCGCCGCCGUCGGUCACGAUGAUGGAGAGUGUGACACCGACUGUGACGCAGACUGAGACGGCAGCUGCGAUGGAGGUUUUUGGAGGCACGGGUGUGGGUGAUGGCGGCGAUGAUGAUGGUGAUACAAGCGUCUCUGGCAUGGCUGGCGCUGGCGCUGACCCUGCUGUGGCUGAGGCUUAA
Sordaria macrospora k-hell is the source of this 1530-nucleotide messenger RNA. RefSeq lists its product as uncharacterized. The record is from RefSeq and is a predicted model, not a curated record. NCBI's taxonomy places the organism in Eukaryota, Fungi, Ascomycota, Sordariomycetes, Sordariales, Sordariaceae.